Scylla paramamosain (green mud crab) is the source of this 1060-nucleotide messenger RNA. RefSeq lists its product as uncharacterized. The transcript has 2 exons. NCBI's taxonomy places the organism in Eukaryota, Metazoa, Arthropoda, Malacostraca, Decapoda, Portunidae. The record is from RefSeq and is a predicted model, not a curated record. The coding region runs from base 1 to 1011 and encodes 336 amino acids.
AUGUGUCAGCUUCAGACGGUUCCCUUCACCUGGUGGGUGGUUAGUGAUGGAAUCACAUCUGAAAAAAAAAAAAAAAGUAGUAGUAGUAGUAGUAGUAGUAGUAGUAGUAGUAGUAGUAGUAGUAGUAGUAGCAGCAGCAGUAGUAGUACUAGUAGUAGCAGUAGUAGUAAUAGUAGCAGAAGCAGUAAUAAUAGUAGUAGUAGUAAUAGUAGAAUAGAAGCAGUAGCAAUAGUAGUAGAAGUAGUAGUAGUAGUAGUAAAAAAUAAUACCAAGAGUAGCAGCAGCAGCAAUAGUAUUAACAGUAGUAGUAGAAGUAAGAAGAAUCCCAAGAGUAGUAGCAACAGUAGUAGUAAUAGUAGUAGUAGUAGUAAAACUAGCAGCAUUAGUAGUGAAAGUAGCAGUACUAGUAGAAGUAGUAGUAGUAGUAAUAGUAGUAGUAGUAGUAGUAGUAGUAGUAGUAGUAGCAAGAGCAAUAGUAAUAGUUGUAGUAGUAGUAGUAGUAGUAGUAGUAGUAGUAGUAGUAGUAAUACUAGCAGCAGUAGCAACAGCAAUAGUAGUAGUAGUAGUAGUAGUAGCAACAGCAGCAGCAGCAGCAGCAGCAGCAGCAGCAGCAGUAGUAGUAGUAGUAGUAGUAGUAGUAGUAGUAGUAGUAGCAGCACAGAAGUAGUAGUAGUACUAGUAGUGGUAGCAACACCAGUAGCAGAAGCAGUAUUACUAAUAGAAGUAGUAAUAGUAACAGUAAUACCAGCACAAGUAGUAGGAGUAGUAGCAGUAGUAGUAGUAGUAGUAGUAGUAGUAGUAGUAGUAGUACUAGUACCUGUUGUUUUUGUAAUAGUAGCAGCAGCAGCAGCAGUAGUAGUAGUAGUAGUAGUAAUAGUAGUAAAAGUAGCAACAGCAGCAAUAGUAAUAGUAGAAGUAAUUGUAGUAAUAGUAGCAGCAGCAGCAGCAACAGUAGUAGUAUUAGUAAUAGUAGUAGUAGUAGUAGUAAUAGUAGCAGAAGCUGCAGUAUAAGUAUUAUUAUUAUUAAUAGUUGCAGUAGUAUUAGUAAUAGUAGCAGCAG